AUGACUCUGCCCCCGACGUCGUUUGUGCCCUCGAGAACCAUGGUUGGCCAUGUUGGACCAAACCCAACGGUCAGCGCGGCAUUUGCUGCGUCGCCUUGUCGUGAGCGUCGUGCUGUGCCCUGCGUGGAACUGAGCCGUGCGUUGGUUGCGGGUGGUGGCCUCACGCACUGUGCAUACCGUGUCCAUGUAAAUGUGGUGUACGGUGCGCAGUCGUUAAUCGCCACGGUACGGCGGACGUCCACUCGCCAGAGGCUCCGGCUCCCACUCCCGCCUCGACAUCGCCAUCGUGAGCCGCUCACCACCUGCUGCCGUCUGAUUCUCGCCAACGCAUCUCGAGCCCUCCUCUCCCUUCGAGUCCACGUCGGCAUGCGGCGGCGGAGCGGCGGCCUGCCUGCGCCGGCGACAGAGUUUGCCGCGAGGAAGAAUAAAAUCUUGCAGCAGCUGGCCGUGCCCGACGGCGAAUACCUCGACGCCUCGCCCAAGGGCUCCGUCGACGAGGGCAUACGGCAUCUCAUCGACGAGAUCAACGGCGCCGACGGCCUCGUCACGACGAGCAGCUGCGCCGGGCGCGUGAGCGUCUUCCUCGAGGGCCGGAAGACGCCGGGGGACGAGCACGAGCGGUGGCCGCGGGAGCAGGUCGCCGGCGUCGGCGGCAAGGGGGCCGGGGGGACGUGGCUCUACGUGUCGCACGAGCCCGUCGCCUGCGCCGACGGCGAGGCCUUGCGGGCGUGGACCGAGGCCUUGGCCUUUGCCGAGCCCUCGUCGUCGUCGGCCGGAGGCCACGAGCCCCACGACGGCCGGCUGAUUCACUUCAAGUUCGAGCCCAUGAUCCUCCACAUCCUCACGGCAUCGCUGGCCCACGCGCAGAUGGUGCUCCGCUCGGCCCUCCAGGCGGGCUUCCGCGAAUCCGGCGCCAUCAACCUCACCUCGACGGCAUCGUCAGCGGCGACAGCGGCACACGCGGCACCUCACGCCUCGCCGAUGCCCAUGGUCGCCGUCCGAUGCAUGGGGCUCGCCUUGGAGUCGCUCGUGGGCUUCGAGACGGCCGACGGCCUCGAGCGCCGCCGCCUCGUCGACGACGCGUACCUGCGCACCCUCCUGUCCGUCGCCAACGACCGCUUCUCGGAGAAUGCCAAGCGCAUCGAGAGGUUCCGCGCGGGGCUCCGGGAGCUCUUGCGGACGGCCGGUGACCCGAAGCUCAACCGCGAGGGUCACGAGUGGGAGGAUGCCGCCGCGAGGAGGGAACGGAUGAGGACCGAGGGCUUGCGGAAAAAGGCGGCCCUCGCGGCGGAGAGGAGAGCAGGACCGGAGGAGGGCAUGGACGGUUGA
Drechmeria coniospora is the source of this 1329-nucleotide messenger RNA. RefSeq lists its product as uncharacterized. The record is from RefSeq and is a predicted model, not a curated record. Gene Ontology annotation, cellular component: cytoplasm. Gene Ontology annotation, biological process: tRNA methylation. NCBI's taxonomy places the organism in Eukaryota, Fungi, Ascomycota, Sordariomycetes, Hypocreales, Ophiocordycipitaceae. The coding region runs from base 1 to 1329 and encodes 442 amino acids. The transcript has 3 exons. Gene Ontology annotation, molecular function: tRNA methyltransferase activity.